CAAAUAUAAGGCCACCCAGAAUAGAAGGCAACCUCCAACUAGAAACAGCUCAAAUAUGGAGAAAGGCUGGGGUCCCAGAGCCCGGCGGGUCUUGCAGUGGUGGCAAGGGUGCCGAGGAAUAGGACGAUGCCUGCCCACUCUCCCGGGUUCUUUUAGGUUGUCAUCAGGGGCUGAUGGGAGUAACAGUCCACCCAACUCUCCAGCUAGCUUCAGUGGACAUACCACACCUUCUCAGCAGCCUGAACCCGUGGUACAUUCUCUUAAGGUCUUGGAUGUUCAGGAAACUAUAGAUCGUCAACAGGGUAAAGAGUAUGAAAAUGACCUUAGUGAGACAGAAAAAGCUAUAGUCAGAGAAAUGUGCAAUGUUGUGUGGAGGAAACUUGGAGAUGCUGCAGGUUCCUGUCCUGGAAUUAGGCAACAUUUGUCUGGAAACCAGUACAAAGGACCAAUGUGAAAGGCACUCUUUCAAACAAGAGAUCACCACUGCCAGAGAGAGAAAAGAAGAAAAAAAGCUUGGACUCACUGAAUAACCUGGAGUGAUUGUAUAUUGCACAUAUUUUCCCUCUAAAACCUUUAGUAUUACUGACGCUGUAUUUCACGUCUCUCAUUUCCAUGUCCACAACAGCUCAUCUCAAACAGCUUUGAAAAUCACCAUUUGGGUACCACUAUUUUCAUUAGAACUAAAAUGUUUUUGACUCCUCAGAUCUAAGCUUGUCACUGGGAAACCUGCAUGAUUAGAAGAAUCCAGUAGGGCCUCAAUGGGUUUGAAGGAGUUGACUCAUUGCACAGAAUGGUGGGACUUUUCUAGCAUGCUGUGUUGAGGAAGAGGUGUCUUCCAGCUUUCCAAGUUUGGGAGUUGGGCACCUACUUCUUAUAUUUUAGUCAACAAAUUAUGAAUUCCUGAUGCAUAGUGAAUUUGGAUGUAAGAUAAGCUUAGGUUUCUGGGAUUUUGUUUUGACUGUUGAGGUGCUAAAAAUACCACAUAAAUUCUCUUUACCAGCUAGAAGGGUAGCAAGACUUUGUAGAGUGCUUAUCAGAGAGUACCAUUUAUUUCAAGUGAUCAAGAUAAAUAUAGCUUUUCUUUUAAUCUUGCUAUAUUCAUGAAGACAUCUCGGGGACAUACCAACUUCCAUAUUCAUUCAGUGUAUCCAUUGAUGUUAAUAUUAAUUCCAAUUAAAGAACAAGCAAACAUAAUUUUUCUAAGUGUUUCCAGCUGUGAGAUGUCAAUUUCUACAAUUUAGUUUCUAGAUCUGCUGUUAUAUUUAAUAAACUUUAUGUAAACUUUAAAAUAUUGCACUGCAUUUAUGAAAAAAGCUUUGCCUACAGCAGCUAACGUUUUAUGAAACUGACGCAUGUCCUUCAUUAUUGAGGCUAAAAGCUCUUGUUCAGAUUGCUUGAGGUUUGAAAAAGAGGUGUGCUAGCUUUGCUUAGUUUAUUUUUGGUAUAUAUAUAUAUAUAGACAGACUGUGUGUAUUGGAAAUGCUAUGAUAGGUAUUUUGUGUUUUUUUAAAUGCAAUGAUAGUUUCUUGUAUGAAUGUGCCAGAAUGCUAAGUUUUUAUUGUAGUUUAAAAUUAUAAGAUUGGGUUCAUAGCAGAUGUUUUUAAAUGGACUCAUUACAGUGUGUUGUCAUUGGUGAAGGAACGUGAAGGACUUUCGUUAUACUUUUUAAAAUGUUACUGUGAUGAAAAAACAGCCCUGUUUUCAGAAAAUAUUUAUGAAUUUACUAUAGCAUUAUCUCUAAUUAUUGUAAUUGGCUUACCAGUUAAGCUGAUCUUUCUUUUUGAAAUGUUAUAUUAUUACUCUGUAAAAAAAAAUUGCUCGCUAUAUUUACACCUUCUCUUGUAGAAAAGCUUUCAUCCUUAAAUUGUUGUAUUCCUACGCUCUGAGGACAUUUAAAACAAGUUUUUGUGCCUGCAGUAGACACUGCAGAAGCUAAUCCAAGGAACAGUGGUCUUUUGACAAAAUACUUGUGUAAAUUUUGAUACUGUAUUAAAACUAUUUUUUUAAAGUUCUGCAUAAAAUUGAGUAUCAAGUAUAUGUGUUCAUCUUAGCAAUGGUAAUAAAUUAUUUAAUCUCA
Molecule: messenger RNA, 2077 nt
Organism: Leptonychotes weddellii (Weddell seal)
Lineage: Eukaryota; Metazoa; Chordata; Mammalia; Carnivora; Phocidae
Source: RefSeq, a predicted model, not a curated record